GUCAAUUUUAUGCAGGAGCUAUUUUGUACCCUGAAAUUUUUCCUUACAAUUUUUGUUUGUUUGAUAAAUUGUUAUGAAUAUUAUCAACGAGAAACUGUUAAUUAAAGAAGCAUGAACAUAAAACAAGAAAAUAUAGUGGUUGACUCUUGUCAAUUCACGCCUGUUUAUCUGGUGGAAAAUACUGGCGCCAUUCAGGGGAGGUCUUACAUUUUGACUCAAGCGAAUGUGGAAGAACCGAAACCCGUCACAGAUAACCUGAAAAGCUAUUACGAGAAUAGCGGCAUCUUAGAGACAAGUUUCGUAAACAAUGCGCCCACUUUUUCUAAGCCUCGUAUACUGAAAAGGCAGGAAAGUAAAUUGGUGGGUAAUAAUUUGAAGCUGGCUAGUUUCUUGUUACCAAAAACAAAUACUGAAAAUAAUGUGAACAAACAAUCUGUGCCAAUAAGCAAUAUUGUGUACAAGCCAGUGGUCACUACAAGUGUCGUUCACACUGUCCCAAAAGUGGAAGUGGAGAGAAAAAUUGUCAGAUUAGAGAGUUUCCCACCGAAACCAAAACCUACUCAUCGGGAACGGAUUCUACCAAAGAUUAAACCCAAAGAUGAUCCACCAAAUAAAAAUCCCAUUAAACACACUUCAGUGCAAUUACUUAAGCUUGGAGAGACCUAUCAUAGUCUCAACCAGUUGAGCAGUGAUCAGAUGAAGAUGGUGAACCAAGCUCUCAAGAUCUUCAGCAAGCCGGAAAAUGGAAGCUUGGAGCCCACCUACGACCCAGUUACCAACACUCGCUUCAUAUACAAAGUUGUUUCGCCAAGAGAGUUGACAGUAGUUGGUAAGAAUAAGAUCAAAAGAGAGGAGAUAAAGAAGGAAGAGAGAAAAGAAGAGAUUAUCAAAGAAAUAAAGAGGGAACCCAAGAAGGUUGCUAAAGUGGAAGAAGUUGAGCCAGAACCUGUAACUACUGUGCCUGAAGAGGUGAAAGUAACAAGAAGUGGCAGAAUAGUUAAGUUCCCAAAGCAGAUAGUUGAGGAGAUACCGCAAAAACCAAAAAAGAAGAAUGGAGCUGUUGUGUCCUGCUUCCAGUGUUCUACUGAAUUCUGCAGUUUGUAUCGCCUUCAGAAACAUUACGAGAACCACCCCACCCACAUCCCAGCUAAAAUUCACUCCAACCUGUUCCACUGUUUACUUGCAAUAGUGAAAAGUGGCUCAGAAGAAGACAGGACCACCAUAUUCAUUCAGCAAUUGGAACAACUCAUUGAAAAACUGAAGUCACUUCUCCCUUGUCUGCUGAAGAAAGUUGAUGGUGUUGACGGAAAACCGUGCACAAUAAACGACGAUCUUGGCAGGUUGUUUGGUAUGAAUCCUGGAACAUACAACUUGAAUAUAGAUGGACUCUCAUGCGUUAAAGGCAAAGAAGGCAACUGCAGGCAUAACCCACCCCCGCCAAAGAACAACUUCAAUAUUGACCUGAACAAACCAACCCCACUUUGGCAAACAAUACAAAACGACGACGCCAAUAACUCAGGGAGUGAAUCCGAAGACUGUGCGAGAAUCAAUGCUGUCGACAAAUGGCCAAUAGGAAAUAAGAGAUUCAGAAACGUCAAACAACAGAAGACGCAAGAUUUGAAAUCCAAACGAAUGAAACUCACAUCAGAAAGUGCUGAAACAGUCAUUGAGCUAGAUGAUUUUGUAAUUUCCAAUGACAAUUUCACUGUGCCCAUCGAAGUAUCAAGUGUAGAAAAUAUACCAGAGCCAUUAAUAGAUGAAUUUAUAGUAAAAAAAAGUGAUAAUAAUUGCAUUCAAGAACCACCUGUAGUCGUAAAGGACACACAAAAGAUUACCACUUUUACUGAUCUCCCAAAGAAAGCUAAAGGCGCGCAUACACAGUUUCACAGCGCACACUUCGACAUACGAUCCUCACCUAUAAAAACUUCAUCAGCAGCAACAUUUCGGAAAUUCCAAAUUAACCCUGAAAAACUCGCAAAAUACGAAGUACAAAUUAUUCGCCCGUUGGAACUCGAUAAGACCUGUGAAGAAGUCAGUCCAAAUACUGAAGCAAGUUUCAUGCAUAGUAAUGAAACAGAGGUGAUUCAAAAUUCUGAUGUCAUACCUGAACAAAGUGCAAUACCUUCCACCGAAGACAACUCUGAUCUCCAAAGUAUAUUUAGAGACGAACUAAUAGAGUUGACUUGCAAGGACCCACAUGAUAUCCCCAACGAUUUGGCUUUUGCAGCUGCAAAAGAGUGGAUAUGCAGCGGUUUAAGUUCAGUGGGUGGAAAAAGUGAUGACGAUUUUAUAAAGACUAAUAGUUUAGAUGAGAGCUUUAUUAGUGCUAAUAGUCUAAUUGGUCCAGCUUUAUUAGAUUGUAAGGAUGAUUCUCAGAACAAAUUGCAAUUGAGUAGCGAGUUGGCCGGAGCUGGUACUCUGAGUGAGAAUGAUAACCACAUAAUGAACCCGGGCUCAGCAUCAGUAUUGAACUUCUUAGAUUCUUUAGGCAGCGAGUGCCUGUCCUACCCUGAGACUGAAAUUAGAAAUAGCAAUGUGGACUUUCAGUUAGAUUUAUUUUCUUUUAGUAAUACAUAGAGUAAGGAAAAGUAAUUAUAUGAAAUUAUAGAUAAUAUGGAUAACUAUUUUUAUUUUGAACAAAUUAAAAUAAAUCAUUAUUAUAAAAUA
Ostrinia nubilalis (European corn borer) is the source of this 2667-nucleotide messenger RNA. RefSeq lists its product as uncharacterized. The coding region runs from base 112 to 2577 and encodes 821 amino acids. Lineage: Eukaryota; Metazoa; Arthropoda; Insecta; Lepidoptera; Crambidae. The transcript has 8 exons. The record is from RefSeq and is a predicted model, not a curated record.